Lindgomyces ingoldianus is the source of this 783-nucleotide messenger RNA. RefSeq lists its product as uncharacterized. The record is from RefSeq and is a predicted model, not a curated record. NCBI's taxonomy places the organism in Eukaryota, Fungi, Ascomycota, Dothideomycetes, Pleosporales, Lindgomycetaceae. The transcript has 2 exons. Bases 88 to 702 code for a protein of 204 amino acids.
ACGCUUGAACUCAAGGUUCGAUCGCUCCUCGUUACACGUCCAACUCUAUAAGUAUACAACCAUCUGGAGUUAUCCAGUACCAGCUUCAUGGAGUCAAGCACGGCUUUCCCCACGCUCCACAAAAUCAAUGUCCUCACCUUCUUCCCGGCCUUCGCCUUCCUCCUCCCUGCGGGAAUCCUCAGCAGCAUAAUUCCACCGAUGGGGAUCAUCCCGAUGUUCUUCUCAUUCCUCAACGGUGUAGCGCAUUUGCUGCGGCCGCGAAAUGACAUCAAGAAGAAGUCGUGUAGAUGGUUCACUCAUCCCAUUUGGGAUUUCGCGAUUUGCCUUGCAGAUCUGGGUGUUUUGCUUCCUCUUUGGAUCAUCGAUACCCAGAGGACCUACUACGGAUGGCAUAUCAGACCGGGCCCCAUGCUUUUAUUGGAGUACUAUGGUAGUGUGUUCUUGAUGGUCAAUAUGUGCAUCCACGCCUAUCUCUUCCUCGCGAGUUUCAACUGGAAGAAACUGUCGCUCCCAAGCAUUGGCUUUCAAAGAGAGUGCCCGCAUUGCGCCCAGCGGGAGGAGCGCGAUGGUCUUCUUGCAAACCCAGUGACGAAGAGCAUGGGGAAGGGACCGAGGUAUUCGCUGCUAGGCGGCGACGGUGAGUAUCGGGACGAGAGUGCCGAGAGCACACCCAGACCUAGCCAGGAGGUCCAAGAGGUCUGAGGCUUUCGGAAGAAUAAAGAACUGGCAGCUUGAUGGAGGGAAGACAAGUAGGCGUUCGCUCUAUGAAGGUACACCGUGUUG